Molecule: messenger RNA, 2154 nt
Organism: Chaetomium globosum CBS 148.51
Lineage: Eukaryota; Fungi; Ascomycota; Sordariomycetes; Sordariales; Chaetomiaceae
Exons: 3
Coding region: 1-2154 (717 amino acids)
Source: RefSeq, a predicted model, not a curated record
AUGGAAUACACUCGCUACUCAUCGCAGCCGGCAACCGUCGACCUCGUUCGAGCCGACUUAGCGGAAACCUGGGCCAUCGAUGGGUUUGAAACUGAGAGCCCGAGGAGGUCACCCUCAAUUUCUCGUGUUAGCGAUAUGCUCGAUCUCGAAUACAUAUCAAUUCCCAGCUCCCCCACCUCAAAGGCCACGAAGAGGGACCCCCUACCCGAGAUACUAGGCGACUUCCUAGAAUUGUCCCCUACCCGGAGAAAGCGACGAAGCGCGAGCCAGGAGAGGAGGGGCUCCUCAACUAAACCCAGCCACUCUCCGGGAGAGACGCAGCCUCAACAUCCCAAGACGAGCAAGCGCAAAAACCCAAAUCAGUCAACGACGACAUCCGAGUCGCCUGUGAAAACUUCCGACCCAAAAUCGAGAAAAACGACAACAUCCCCAGACGCAAAAAAGGGACCGGUAAAGGCGUCCAAACAAGUCAAGGCCGCCCCCAGAUCUCUUCCGACCAGGGCCAAGGCAAAAAAGAAGGCGGGUGGCGACGACCUUUUCGAAUUAAGCGACGUUACAGACACAGAAUCAGAACCCCGGCCAAAGAAGCGACAAGCUAAGCAACCAUCGCCCAAAGGACGUCAAUCACUCCCUCAACGCAAGGCUCGAAUCGCCGAAAAGAGAGUAAGCUCACCCACCACUCAAAACAACAAGCCCAAGUCUGUACCGAAGAAACCUUUCGGUCGUGAUGGUCCUCGGAAAGGCAAGACCAAGGAUGGACCAGCAAAGAUCGACACUACUUCUCAGGCAAACCAGGGAGAGGCGCUAGGCGCCCCUGACUGUCGGGAUGACGAGGCUGUACUUACGAUGGCUGGGUCUGCUCCGAGUGAACGCCCACGCCAGGGUGAUCCUGUUUUCGCCUUCAAAGGCAGAGAUAGCCGCACCAACGUUCCCUCCCCAGAGCCCCAGAAACAUUUGCCAGACUCAGUGGGAGAAAGUGCCUUGCUCUCUCCGACCCCAUUGAAGCACCACGACAUCAUAACUCUGUCCAGCGAAAGCGCAGACGCAGAUGCAGACCGCGUGGCUGUGGGAUCUAAUUCGCCUAUGUUCAUGGAGAGAACCGAAGAAAACACGAUUGCAGAACAUGCUCCAGAUACCGCCAUAAUGAUCAACACAGGGCCAAGUUCUGAACACCAGUCACCUAAACAGCUAUCCGUGGACCAUGGACAGCUCGGUUCUACCCCUCCGCCUUCGUUUGAACUGCAUGCACCAGGGCACAACCAUCAGGGCAUAGAGCAUAGCUUGCCAGCGAGAAUCCAAGAGGCAUUCUUUUCCGAUGAACAACUGGCGGCGCUGUCAUUGUCUCCCGUCCCUGAAUUAUCAUCCAACGCUGAGGAAUGCUCCAGACCGCAAGACGUUUGGAAGCAAGCGGUAGACGACGAUUCUCCGCCUGCCAUUCUUCACCGAAUUGUUACGCUGCUGCACCGUUCGUUGAAACCCCAAGAGGAGGUGAUACGGGACAUCUCCGAGGAUUAUAAGUCAAAUGCCUUGAACUUGCUCAACAAUUUGAGUGCCCGGCAUAGCCAGGAGAAGAAGGCCAUCUCGACAGCCCUCCGAAAGGCAUCCAGCGCGGCUUUCGCGAUCUUUUCCGGUGCAAGGCAGGAUAUGGCAACCCUCAUCAGCAAACUACGGGACAUGGAUGUCACUCACACAGCAGAUACAAUCAGACGGCCGGUCCUUGCACAGAAACUUGAUUCUGUGGUCGCAUUGUGCCAAGCUAGGCUAGGGCCGGUUGGAGAUGAGGUCUUGAACGAGCCUUCAGAGGAUCUUAAUGGUCUUGCGGAGACCUAUCGCCUCAAACUAAUUGAAGCGGCCCGCCAAUCCGAUGACCAGUCUCCUAGAGCCUCGGGCAAAGUCGAGCUGCGGGUCGAUGAAUUCAUGAGGGAGUGUCUUGACGGUAAACCCAGAGUAAUUCCCUCUAUCGCUGCUAAAACACCUGACAGGCCUGCCCGGAAUGCCGACGAAGCUCUAGAGGUACUCUUGGACGGUAUCAUUAACACGUUCCAGGAGAGUAGAGAGGGGAGGAACUUUGACCGAGCGGUUGAGAAUAUCGCUAAUAUAGUGUCCGAAGACUCUGACAUGGCAGGCAUUGCAAGUAUGAACUUCAUAGAGUGA